Fragaria vesca subsp. vesca is the source of this 803-nucleotide messenger RNA. RefSeq names its product 21 kDa protein-like. Gene Ontology annotation, biological process: negative regulation of catalytic activity. The record is from RefSeq and is a predicted model, not a curated record. Gene Ontology annotation, molecular function: enzyme inhibitor activity. Lineage: Eukaryota; Viridiplantae; Streptophyta; Magnoliopsida; Rosales; Rosaceae. The coding region runs from base 86 to 679 and encodes 197 amino acids. The transcript has a single exon.
UUCAGAUAGAAUUUCAUUUCUAAAUGGUUCUCAGUAUCAUCAUCUUCUAGGGAUCCAACUCCCCCAAUACUACAUUUUCCCCAAAAUGGCGUACGCCAACAUUUUUGUGACAUUCAUUUUUUUUGCAUUUCUGACCAUUCCAACUCCUUUGACAGCAGGAAAUGGGGAUCAUAGCUAUGUGGAACACGCCUGCAGCGUGACGAGGUACCGUGACCUCUGCAUCCGCUCACUAGCAUCAUUUUCAAGCACAGCAAAGAAUAGCCCCAGCAGGUGGGCUAGAGCCGGGGUUUCGGUGACAUUGGGGGAGACCAAAAUCGUUACUCGGUACUUGAUCACUCUCAAGAAGCACAACGGAAUGAAGGGAAAAUUUGGAGUUGCUCUAUCUGAUUGCAUGGAGUGUUUCGACAAUGCCAUUGAUGAGCUUCACAAAUCGCUUGGUGUACUAAGAAAGCUGAGCAGAACCACAUUCGUCACGCAAAUGGGGGACCUUAACACAUGGCUGAGUGCCGCGCUUACUGACGGAAACACUUGCUUGGACGGUUUUGAGGAGGACCGAAAAGGAAACCAACUCAAAUCGCUUAAAAAUCGGGUUUUGAGAGCAACUCAUUUCACCAGUAACGCACUGGCUCUUGCUAACAAACUUGCUGCCACUGGCUUGGAAAGCUUCCCUGAUCCAUAGGAAUGUGACUACCAUGUAUUCUUCAUCAUAAAAUUACUCCAUAAUAAGAGCAAUGCUAGCUGAGCCAACAGGGUUACAUGUUUUGUUCAUACUCUCCAACUUAGUUGUUCUGAUCAAUUUGUUU